AUGGAAGAAAAUGCAGUGGGUAUCGCAGCAACCGUUUCAGAAGAACUGGUGGCGACAGACACCAACCGGCGAAGACUUCUUCAAUGUCGGCAUGUUCGGGCUUCAAGCGGUCCCGGUGAUACGGGCUACGGCAGCGUGGCGGGCGGAAAUGAAAGCGCAGGCGACAGAGACAAGGAUGGAAAGUAUCAUGACACAUGUACGGGCGACUUUGCGGUCGACGAGAAUGAUGUAGGCGACGGCAACGUAGCAGACAAAGGCGAAGCAAAUGACAAUAACAACCAACUUGAGUACCUCAGUCAGAGUUGCUCAACCAACAAAACCUUCCCUCCCAACACCACCUACAAAUCCAACCUACACACCCUCCUCACCUCUUUCUCUUCCGUUGCCGCCACUGCCGAGUUCUACAACACCAAUUCCUCCGGCGGAGAUGCCGCCGGCGAAACAAUCUAUGGCAUGUUCAUGUGCAGGGGCGACAUCAAGAGCCAGAAAUGCCAAAAAUGCAUUGAAAUGGCAACGCAGAAAAUAGCCUUAAGUUGUCCAAACUCCAAAGAAGCCAUAAUUUGGUACCAUGAGUGCAUGGUUCGUUACUCCAACCGCUCUUUCUUCUCAACCGUGGACGAAUGGCCACGGCCUAAGUACAUCAGUCAUCACGAAACCUCGAAUAUAACCACGGAAGGGAGCUAUGGAUGGUUGUUAGCAACCACGUUGAACGAUGCCAUUGCUGAGGCUGCGAAAUCUGCCAAUGCCAAUAAGAAAUUUGCAACAAAACAUGUGAGCUUGGGAGGGUCUCAGAAUGUGUAUACACUUGUUCAGUGCACACCUGAUUUGUCCAGCCAAGAUUGCAGCAAGUGUUUGAAUGAUGUGAUGAAAGAUAUUCCUAUCUGCUGUUUGGGAACAGAUGGUGGAAUGGUUUUGUAUCCAAGCUGCAAUUUGAUGUUUGGCUUACAUCGAUUCUACUCCGACGCUAAUCUUCCUAUUAAUUGCAUUGUUGAUAAUAUAAUGUCGUUUCUUAAACUCAUAUUAUUCAACUACCUUUGCUUCUUUCUCACUCUCAUCACCACCUUCAAUUUGUUCAUAACCGAAGCCAGUAAUAAUAAUAAUCAUAGUAAUGACCUUGAUUACUUGAAGUGCGAUUGUUUAAACAACAAAACCAUCUCUCCCAUUAUCCCCACUACCAUCUACAAAUCCAACCUCCAAACCCUUCUCACCUCCCUCUCUUCCCACGCGGCCACCGCCGGCUUCAACAACGCCACCGCCGCCGGCGGCCACCCGAACGAAACAAUCUAUGGGAUGUACAUGUGCCGCGGUGACGUCAGCAACCAGACAUGCCAAGAGUGCGUAGAAACAGCAAAGCAGGAAAUAGGGUCAAGGUGUGGGAAUAACUCGAAAGAAGCCAUAAUUUGGUACCACCAGUGCUUCCUUCGCUACUCGAAUCGUUCGUUCUUCUCUACCUUGGAUGAGUGGCCUCGCCUUGAGUACAUCGUUCACAACAAUGGCAGCAAUGCGGGCAAUGAAGGAAGCUACGGGUGGUUGUUGGCGAGCACGUUGAACGAGGCAAUUGAAGAGGCGAAGAGCAAGAUGAAGAAAUUUGCAACAAAACACGCGAGCUUAAAUGGUUCUAAGAACGUAUAUACACUUGUUCAAUGCACUCAGGAUCUGCGGAGAGAAGAUUGCAGUAAGUGUUUGAAUGAUUUAAUGAAGGAUAUUCCUAUGUGCUGUUUGGGAACCGAUGGUGGGAUGGUUCUUUCUCCAUGCUGCAAUUUGAUGUUCGGAUUACGCCAAUUUUACUCCAAUGUUACUAUUCGUACCACCUGGAAUUCACUACCUAAUUCUAGACUUGGUAAAUAUCAAACUAAGCUUUCAGUCUACAUGUGA
Messenger RNA from Arachis stenosperma, 1875 nucleotides. RefSeq names its product putative cysteine-rich receptor-like protein kinase 23. The transcript is spliced from 4 exons. The record is from RefSeq and is a predicted model, not a curated record. Bases 1 to 1875 code for a protein of 624 amino acids. NCBI's taxonomy places the organism in Eukaryota, Viridiplantae, Streptophyta, Magnoliopsida, Fabales, Fabaceae.